Triticum urartu is the source of this 5869-nucleotide messenger RNA. RefSeq lists its product as uncharacterized. Gene Ontology annotation, molecular function: protein binding; ATP binding; protein kinase activity. The record is from RefSeq and is a predicted model, not a curated record. Gene Ontology annotation, biological process: protein phosphorylation. Lineage: Eukaryota; Viridiplantae; Streptophyta; Magnoliopsida; Poales; Poaceae.
AUAUCCUCGGCCGAAUCCCCAUCUCCUCCCCCAAAUGCAUCCUCUCUUCCACCACUCUCUCCUCUCACUUUUCAUACGCUCUCACAUGGACCUCUUGCCCAUGCACCCAUCCUCCUCCAUGGCGCCGAAAGAGGCCGCUGCCUCGCGCCACCGGCGUCUAGGAGCUCGCCGGUCUUCCACCGACGUCUAGGAGGCCGCCGCCCCGCGCCACCACAUCGGAGCACCUUGCCACCGGUGACUAGCUCCGCUGCUCCCUACAUCACCUUCCUCUCUCCCUCGGUUUUCCUUUUCUCUCUCUCCCUCUGGUUUGACUCACCCUCCCAUGUCCAUGCCCGUGCAGGUCGUCGCCAUGGAUGACCCGGAGCUAUCUGGCAUGGUCGGGAAGAGGAGCCCCAUGCCGCGGCCUGGCUCUGCCAUAGAAACGGGCCCUCUCCAACAGCCACUGCUGGAUCUGGUCUUCCGCUGUCCGUUCAUGCCUCUGGCGACGCCAAUCAUCGCUAGAUCUUACCAUUGCUGCCAUUGACAGCACGCACGAGAUCGGGAUUUUUUUUGUUUUUGAAAGUAAUAGCAGUAGCGCGGGGUAUAAGACCCGCUACAGCUAAUUAGCAGUAGCGCUGUUUGCAACGCACGCUACAGCUAACCAUGUAUAGCAGUAGCGUGUGUCAACGCGCGCUACUGCUACAAGUUAGCUGUGGCGCCGUAUCAGUAGCGCGGGCACCCACGCUACUGAUACACCCAAAACCCGCGCUGCUACUAGGCUUUUCCCUAAUAGUGAAUUGACAAGAUAUGCUCCAUAAUGACCGACCCAGAUCGAUCAACAUUUGCUGCAGUGUUGAUGAAAUAUGUCAAUCCAAGGCGGCUCCACAUAUCUCUCGAGUGAAUACACGUGAAGAAUAGAUGGUGUAUAUCUUCAGAGCUCUGAUGGCAAAUUGGGCACCCUCUAAUUGCCCCGACGUGUCUAUUAGCGAGCAUACCUUUUAGGGGCAGAAUUCCAUGUAGUAAACACCGGCAAAAUAUUGAAACUUUACGUGGAAUUUGUAGCCUCCAUAAUGUACACCACACCGCCGGAGUAGCAGAACCUCCCGGUCGACUGAUGUCAUUUGCAUGUGCCCAUGUUUUAUGUAACCAUUCACUACUAGGGAAAACCCUAGCAGUAGUGCGGGGUCCCGAGCUAUUGCUAGGGCGCUACAGCUAACCUUUAGCAGUAGCGGUGGUUUGACCUGCGCUACUGCUAACUCAGUUGUCAGUGGUCAAUAUUGCUCGAGCUUUGCUAGAAUUAGAUUAUUUCUAUCCUUAAUUUUCGGCCACCAGAGUAGCUUUAGCAUCAGGAACGGUCAACAUGAGGUCACAGUUUGGGACGAGCGCACUCAGGUUUAUUUACAGAUGGUUCAAGCUUAGUGCACUUGUACCUGUCAUUCUACCCCCUUGAAAAUCAUGAGCACAGAGAGAUCUUUUCGUUGAAUCCAAUGCUCACCUUUUCUUUCUUUGGUGGUUUCUUAUGCAGGGACAACAAAGGGAAAGAUAUACACGCGAAACACGUACGUCGCCUUUUGUUUUUAAACUCCUCAAAGCUCACUACUUUGCAGACCUUUGCCUCGACCAGUACAAAAGCUUAAAGCCUCCAGUCCAAAAUUCUAGGGUUAAUUUACAAAGAACGCCCAGAACCAGAAUUUACUUGGACACGGUUUCCACGCUAAGACGAGGCGACAUUAUUUCUGUAAAAUUAGGACCCUUGCGUCCAGUCGUACGCGGUCUACCUACCAUGAAGCUGCUUAUAAGGUGAAGUUGCGCACAGUUUCGGAGGCAUACACCAAGACCCAAGCUCCAACCACAGCCAUGCGACUAGUCAUGGAGAACUCCCCUCUCCUACGCUUCAUCUCACUCACUGUCCCACUAGCCAUGUUUCUCCAGGCCAUGGCAGUGCCGUCUCUCCAAGAACAAGCAGGAGCCCUCCUUGCCUGGAAAGACACACUAGAAAGCCACCCUGCCCAGCUUCAAUUCUGGGGAAUGGGAAACAACACUAACUGGCCCUGCAGCUGGUACGGCAUCGAGUGCAGCAAGUACCAGGCAACGCACCAAGAGGUGAUCACCAAGAUCUCUCUACGUGGGCUGCGGCUGAGAGGGGAGCUCGACGCCCUCAACUUCACGGCGUUGGCGACCCUGACGAGCAUCCAACUCUCGCACAACAGGCUCACCGGGAGGAUCCCUCCCGGCAUUGUGUCACUCAGAGAGCUCCGGUUCCUGCUUCUUCAACGCAAUCAGAUAAGGGGCCCUUUAUCACCUGCUUUAGCAUCCUUGAAAAACCUACGGUGCUUAAUGCUCCAGGAGAAUAAACUCUCUGGUGAAAUACCAAGGCAAAUAGGAGAACUAGAGAAUCUUGUUUCGCUUAACUUAUCUGCCAAUCACUUGUCUGGUCCCAUCCCCAGUGAAAUAGGGUACCUAAAGAAGCUUGUCUGGUUAGGUCUUGUCAACAACAACCUCAUAGGCCCUAUUCCAAGAACUUUAGGGAAUCUCACUAAACUCACCAUCUUGUACCUUAGAGGAAAUUAUUUAUGUGGAUAUCUUCCUCCAGAACUAGGUUACCUGCUAAAUUUACGAGAGAUGUCCCUUAAUGUAAAUGAACUCAUGGGUUCCAUCCCUAAUACCUUUGGGAGUCUAAAUAACCUCACUCACUUGUAUCUCUGGGAGAACAAACUUUUUGGGCCUAUUCCUCCAGAACUAGGUUACCUGGUGAAUUUAGAAGAGCUGGAUCUUAGCAUCAACAAACUCUUUGGUUCUAUCCCUAAUACCUUUGGGAAUUUGGUUAAACUCACUAGCUUGCACCUAAGGGAUAACCAUCUUUCUGGAUUUAUUCCUCCAGAACUAGGCUACUUGGUGAAACUAGAAGAUCUGGUUAUUAGCAAUAACACAAUCAUGGGUUCCAUCCCGGAUACCUUUGGAAAUUUGACUAAGAUCACUACCUUGCAACUCAGUGAUAAUCAAUUGUUUGGACAUAUCCCUCGAGAAAUCGGCAACUUAACAAAUCUUGAGAAACUCGAGCUCUCCAAUAACUACCUCUCCGGUCCUCUGCCACCCAAUUUGUGCAUCAGUGGCCAGCUAAAGAAUUUAACUGCAGAAGAUAAUUACCUGAAUGGAUCUUUGCCAUCAAGCUUGUUAAACUGUACAAGCCUGGUCAGAGUUCGUCUUGAAAUGAAUCAACUAGAAGGAGAUAUUUCUGCGAUGGGAGCUCAUCCAAAUCUAGUGUACAUAGAUAUGAGAUCAAACAAAUUAUUUGGUCAAUUAUCUUAUAAAUGGGGGGAGUGUCGUAAACUUAACAAACUAAGUAUCUCAAACAACAACAUCACGGGUAAAAUACCCACAAGUAUGGGGCAGCUGUUUGGACUAAGGAUACUUGAUCUUUCAUCAAACAAGCUUGAAGGGGAGCUUCCAAGAGAACUUGGCAAUCUUAAAAAGUUAUUCCACCUGAACCUCGCAGACAAUUCGCUCCAUGGAAGCAUACCACAAGAAUUUUGGGCAUUGUCCAGUCUGGAGUUUUUAGAUUUGUCAUCAAAUUACCUAAGCGGUUUGGUACAAGGAUCAAUUGAGAAUUGUUUAAUGCUUCACUCAUUUAAUUUGAGACAAAAUAACUUCAGAGGAAGCAUCCCUUCCAUGCUAGGGGUGUUGCACAACUUAAUGGACAAGUUGGAUUUAAGUGAAAAUUCAUUUAGUGGGGCAAUACCAAGCCAACUUAGUAGUCUAACCAUGCUAGAAACUUUGAAUCUUUCAAACAAUGAACUUAGUGGCUUGAUCCCAUCGUCAUUUAAGAGAAUGGAAAGCUUGACAUUGAUUGAUUUAUCUUAUAAUGAAUUAGAAGGGCCAGUACCAGAGAGUAAACUCUUCCGAGGAGCUCCAAUCCAAUGGUUCAUGCAUAAUAAGAUGAUAUGUGGUGUUGUGAAAGGAUUGCCCCCUUGUAGUAGUCCAACCCAGAAUGGAGGGAAGAUGAAAGGAUACAAAACACUUGCACUAGCCAUGGUUACUACUACGAUAUGUCUUGUUCUUGUUGUAUAUAUAUUGGUGUUCCGACAUGAGAGGAACAAAUCAAAGUCAAUUGUCAAUUCUAGAGUUACACAAGAAAAAGUAUUCUCUAUUUGGAGUUUUGAUGGGGCAAAUGUGUUCAAGCAAAUUGUGGAAGCAACCAACAAUUUUAGUGAGACCCAUUGCAUUGGAACAGGGGGAUAUGGAUCUGUCUACAAAGCUAGAGUUUCAGCAUGUGAAAUAUUUGCGGUGAAGAAGAUACACACGAUACAAGAUGACUGUUGUGUGAACGAGGCAAUGUUCAAUUCUGAAAUAGAGGCAUUGGUGCGGAUUCGACAUCGAAACAUCGUCAAACUAUUUGGGUAUUGUUCCUCUAGACAAGGAAGGUUCCUUAUCUAUGAAUAUAUGGAUAGACGUGACUUAGCGGAAAUAUUGAGAUCCAAUGCAAGAGCAAUCGAGUUAGACUGGAGAAGGCGGAUACAUAUUGUACUGGACGUGGUUCAUGCUUUGGCAUACAUGCAUCAUGAUUGUUCGUCACCAAUAGUCCACAGAGAUAUAACGAGCAACAACAUUUUGCUUGAUCUGGAAUAUCGAGCUUGCAUUUCGGACUUCGGUACUGCUAAAAUUCUCGAUAUUGAUGGCCAGAAUAUUACAAGGCUUGCAGGGACAAAAGGCUAUCUUGCCCCAGAGCUAGCAUAUACAGACAAUGUGACAGAGAAAUGUGAUCUAUAUAGCUUUGGAGUUCUUGUUUUGGAGUUAUUUGCAGGAUGCCAUCCAGGUGAUUUGCUCUCAUCCCUCUCAUUGAGAACCAAAAAUAAUGAUGUUUACUUACAGGAUCUGCUGGACUUGAGGCUCGUGCUACCAGAUGCCGCAACCACUAGAGAAAUAUACUCCAUGCUCAGGGUUGCAGUUCAAUGCCUUGAGCCGAGUCCAUCACGCAGACCAACGGCACGGCAUGCCAGUGACGAGUUAUCAACGAUUAAAGCAUGUGCAAAUCAUAUUGAUUUUAUACAUGCUAGGCUCAUCAUUCCUACACAGUAGUGCCUAUGUCUAUGGAUGACGUGAUUGUGCCAUGUAAUUUCUUAUAUACCACCUAGGUACUUCCUUGGAAAGCAUAGUGAACUUGAACUAAUGUAAGCAUCUUAGUACCAUAAUUAAACUAGGUAUAAUUCUUGUUAAUAUUAUACAAUGCAGGAUGUAGGGUUUUACCUCAUGACGAGGGCCCGAACCUGGGUAAAACAUUGUGUCCCUACUUCUCCUGUUACCAUCUAGCUCAGAUCACCAAGCUUGGAACCCCCUACCUGAGAUCUGCCAGUUUUAGCACCGACGCUACUCUAAUCCAUAUACAAACGUUGUUCCUACAUAGAUCAACAUAGAACGUAGAAAUCUGGCAUAGAUAACAUAUAAACAUAAUCUGAUUGGACAUAGAAACUUAACACAAUCCGAUCGAAAAGUGCCCGCCACCCGAGUUCAUCACUUAACGACUUGAUACGAAUUAAAAUUAGAGGCUGAUUUCACCACUUCCUUGCCGGACGCUUCCCCUUGGGAUCUCGGUGGCUGGACUCGGCGUAGGCGUCGGUGUCCCCGGGCGCGUCAUCAUCAUCAUCGCUGUUCAAAGCGGAGGAGGACGGCAAUAUGAAGAUGCCCGCCAUGUGCCGGGCGGCGCGGGUCUGCUCUCCUCGGAGCCAUGCUCCUCUCUUCACCGUCGUCGCUGGCUGCAUCGCCAACCACUCCGACUCUUGGAGCGCCAUGCGGAGCACCUGGCAUUUUGCGGCAAUGACGACGGGCGUCCGUCUCUGCGGAAGUGUAGAAGCAAUAUCUAUGUCUUCUACAGUCCUUUUUUUGGCAUGAAUAU